AUGUGGGAGUUGAAGGACGGGUUGGUCUGCUGUCCCAAGCUGGGAAACGAGCUGCCAUUUACAUCGAUCUGCGGACAUAGUGCAGCCGGAGAUCGUAUUGUGGGUGGAGGCGAGGCGGAUCUAAAUGUUUUCCCCUGGAUGGCCAUGCUUCUAUACCAGAACCAUGCAACCUCGGAAAUUAACACCUAUUGCGCGGGCUCCUUGAUCACCAAUCGCUAUGUCCUGACCGCAGCCCAUUGCGUGCACAACAUGCCAUCUGACUUAUCCCUUCAUAGCGUCCGACUGGGCGAGCAUAAUAUCUCCAGCGAUCCCGACUGCCAUGUCAAACGGAAAUUCUGUGCUCCCCCCCACGUGGAAGUCGACGUGGAGUAUGUGGUUGUGCACGUGGACUUCCUCAGGGGUGGCAGGAAAAUGAACCAAAACGACAUCGCUUUGCUGCGACUCCAAAUGCCUGUACGCUAUUCGAGGGCAAUAAAACCGAUUUGUCUUUGGGGAUCCCAUGACUUCAAGACCAACUCCACCUUUCAAGUAGCCGGCUGGGGCAGAACGGAAACGGAUAGAUUCAGUCAAGUACUGAUGAAAGGGCUCAUUAAGAAAAGGGAGUUUGGUAGGUGCUCAGAAAGGACUUCAGACUUGAACUCCGGGUUCCAAAUGUGUGCCGGUGGCCUGGACGGAAGUGACACCUGUGUCGGUGACUCCGGCAGUCCACUGAUGGCCACCAUGGGACAGAGCUACGAAGAAUAUAUAUAUAUAGCCGGCAUCACCUCAAUAGGAAAUACAAAUUGCGGCAUGACUGGUGUGCCAGCAGUUUACAUAAAAAUUUCGGCAUUCAUCGAUUGGAUAACUUUUAAUUUAAGACCUUAA
Messenger RNA from Drosophila rhopaloa, 864 nucleotides. RefSeq names its product melanization protease 1. Gene Ontology annotation, biological process: proteolysis. Gene Ontology annotation, molecular function: serine-type endopeptidase activity. The record is from RefSeq and is a predicted model, not a curated record. NCBI's taxonomy places the organism in Eukaryota, Metazoa, Arthropoda, Insecta, Diptera, Drosophilidae. The coding region runs from base 1 to 864 and encodes 287 amino acids. The transcript has 2 exons.